Molecule: messenger RNA, 2499 nt
Organism: Laetiporus sulphureus 93-53
Lineage: Eukaryota; Fungi; Basidiomycota; Agaricomycetes; Polyporales; Laetiporaceae
Exons: 25
Coding region: 1-2499 (832 amino acids)
Cellular component (GO): cytoplasm
Molecular function (GO): ATP binding; ATP-dependent chromatin remodeler activity
Source: RefSeq, a predicted model, not a curated record
AUGGAUGUGUGCGACCUAGCGUUUGUCUUACAUAGCCUACCAUCCAGGAUUGCCGAGUUCGUGACCAGGUCGAUCGACAACUCAUCGCACGGGGUGGACGUGCAGUCUGCUAUGCAAAAGCUGCAGCUUCGCGGUAAAAAAGAUCUACUACCCGGUAUGGAAGUUCGCUUGCUUCCACACCAGAUUAUAGGUGUUGCCUGGAUGCUGGACCAAGAACAUAGCAGCCCGCAUAAGGGAGGCAUUCUCGCUAUAUCUGACAGAAUGUCAGGUAAAACCGUGCAAAUGAUUGCGACCAUGGCGAUGAACCUCCCCGAUGAAGACGAAAGCAAUCGCAGCACACUCAUCGUCGUUCCAGCCGCGUUGCUUCUCCAGUGGAAAGAUGAGAUCACGAGCAAGACGAACGGGAUGUUCACUGUGCAUAUCCACCACGGCAGGGACAAGCUCAAAUCAACUUCAGCGAUCGCGCACAAGGACGUGAUUAUUGCAACGUAUCACACCCUAAACCACGACUUCGCGCUUCCAGCAGACAUCGAGGAAGGCGAGGAGAUGCGCUGGUUGAUGGAUAAUGGGGGUGUCCUGGCACGUACAAAGUGGUUCCGAGUCAUCCUGGAUGAAUCUCAGUUCAUUCGAAACAGAGCGACGCGGUCGAGCCAAGCAGUCGCAAUGCUCCGCUCGCGCUAUCGGUGGUGUUUGACAGGAACACCCAUCACGAAUACCCUGGCAGAUAUAUACGGCCUCCUGCGCUUUGGGCGCUUCCGGCCAUGGAAUGACUGGAAAGACUUCAAUGAGUACAUUGCGAAAGUCCAGUUGGAAGAUGCACCGCUUGCUGGCUUGCGUGCUCAGGAGGUCCUAAAGCCACUGAUGUUGAGACGUACGAAAAACGCGGAGAUCGAGGGCGAGCCUAUCCUUCAACUCCCUGAGAAGCACGUUGACCUCGUGGAGUUGGACUUCUCGGACGAAGAGCGUAAGCUGUACGACAACUUCGAGCGGCGUGCACAAAUUCAGAUCAGCAGGUUCAUCAGGGAUAACACUAUUGUCAUGAUCCUGCGCCUCCGUCAGCUGUGCUGUCAUCCAAACUUGAUACUGGGUCUUGCAGAAGAGUUUUCAGACCCAACGAUGCUUGUUGGCAGUAAUGCGGACAGAGAGUUGGCACGAGCCACCAAGCAAUAUGGUGGACGAUGGGUCACGGAGAUCAAGCAGAGGCGAGUAUUUAUGGCUCGCGCAAAAGUGAACUCACUAGACUUUGAUGACGAGUCGGACGAACCGGAGCCGACUUGUCCUGUCUGUGGAGAUUUGUUCAUGAACGACAGCGGGAGGUUGCUCGGGUGUGGACACGAGAUAUGUGCAGAGUGUCUCGACGUCCUGGCGACUUCCAACAUUGAACAUAACGGCGAAUUUGGGAACGCCGAUGAGCAAACGAAUCUUCGAGUUGAGAAGGAAUUCGAGGCAGCUGUAGCGAAGGGCCUCCGUCCAUGCCCGACUUGCAAGAAGAUGAUGGACUUGCGGCCCGCAAAUGUCUUCCGCUCCUCUGCAUUUGAGCCGUCAGACGAGGAGCUCCGAAGUGCAAAGCGUCGAGCGCAGAACGCGCGCCACCGGGCGGCUGGGCGCUCAGACGCAGAAACAUCUGUUCCCUGUCGCCAGCAGAUCGAGGAGAUCGUCGACCUGAGCUCUAGCUCGGAGGAGGACCUUCCUGACGUCUCGCAGCUCCUGUCCGCUGCAGCGUCGACUUCACCUAGCUCUCAAGCGAAAAGGAAGGAGAAAAGCAAGAAAACGGUGGACAAUACUGAAGGCAGCGACGCUGUAGAUGAUGAGAUCAUGGGCAAGAAACGGGCCCAGCAGAAUGGCAAUCCAAGAGCGACGCGCUCGGAUCCCGAGGGACCGUGGGAGAUGUCGGACGCGCUCAUCGCGACAUGGAAGCGGAGCGAUGACAAUAUGGAGCCGAGCACGAAGAUGCUGGCGCUCAUCGAAUGCCUCAAGGAGUGGGAGGCCUCGGGCGACAAGAUCAUCGUCUUUUCGCAGUGGACAUCGAUGCUAGAUUUGAUCGAGACACUGUUUUCGCGCUACGGCAUUCGCAGCCUGCGGUACGACGGCAAGAUGAGCCGCGGGGCGCGCGAGGAGGUCUUGAUGCAGUUCAGGAAGCCGGGUGGGCUGAAGGUCGCUUUGAUCAGCACGAAGUGUGGUGGGGUCGGUUUGAACCUCGUCUCAGCUAACCGCAUCGUGAACAUGGAUCUUGGGUGGAACUAUGCCUCCGAGUCGCAGGCGUACGAUCGCGUCCAUCGGCUUGGCCAGGACAAGGAGGUAUUUGUGAAGCGCCUUGUCGUGCGCGACACAAUUGAGCAGCGGAUGCUCAAGCUGCAGGAGACAAAAGUCGGCCUCGCGGAAGCCGCGCUCGGCGAGGGGACAGGUAUCAAGUUGCACAAGCUGAGCGUCAAAGAGCUCAAAGACGUAUGUUACUCAUCAUUUGCUGCGUCUUGCGGUGCCGACCUGAUGUUCCAAUAG